AUGGAAAUUGUGAAUAAAUUUGUUGAAAAACAUGCAUCUGCUAGUUUUAAGAUUUGUCCAAACGAUGCUUUAACACAUCAAUUUAAUGAUAUGAUAAAGCAAUGUGAUGAGCAGAAUGUAAAUAGCAAACAUAGAAAGUCAAAUAAGAAAGCAAAGAAAGAGAAAUUGGCUAAUAUGUUGUGCAUGCUAAUGAAAAUGAAAGAGAUAGCAGAGCAAAAGGAAUUGCAGUGGUACUCUGAAAAGGCUCAGUUAAGGGGUGAGCUGGAUAGAGUUGAACAGGGAAUCACUGUGGCUAUUGCUAGCGCUGGUAAUGAUUGUUGUGAGUGUGAAGAUCUCAGAGAGGAAGUGGAUAGACUGGUUCAACAGAAUUGUGAUUUGGAGGAUGAAAUAGAGGAAUAUGAGGAAAGAUGUAGACUUAGAGAUCUGCAAAUUGCAUCUUUAGAAGAGAAAGAAGCAAGAAAUGAUGAUGUUGUAAAAGUACUUAAAGAUCGAUUGCAUGAUGUUAAUAAACAACUGAUUCAUAAACAACAUUGCAAUAUGAACUUGAGAUCACAGGAAGGUGCUAAUAAUCAUUGUUAUCGUAAAUGGGGGGAGGAGCAGCCUAUUUGCACUGCAGAUGGGCCACAAUCAACCCCAGAUCAUAGUUCCUCUCUAUUUACUCCUGUGUCAGAUGGAAGCAGACAAAGAAGAGAUAGUUUACAUAUUCAUGGUAGCGAUCGUAUCCAAUCCACAACACUCUCUAUACAGGAUAAAACAAACCUAUGCCAAAUAUUGGGGAAAUUUGAUACAAGUGCUUCACCCAUUAAUCUUUCCAACAGGCUGGAAGCUGUGGUUACGCAGUAUAAUCUCAGUAAUAGGGAUGCAUGUGCCUUGUUUAGGGUAUGGCUUCCAUCUCAGCUUUGUGAGAAGUUACAGCCUCCUGUGGGCACUCACAAAGGAUUAUCUGCAGAACUCAAUUCCAACUGGGGAAAUGCAAGUGAUAGGCUGAAAGAGUUGCAGAGAGUAAUGGGAGGAAGGGAUACUAGAGGUACCAAUGCCCUAGAGAAUGCAAAAUUAAGGAGAGGGGAUGACCCAAUCAUUUUCUGUAGUGAGUAUUUGACCCUAUUUCGUGCUACAUAUAACUGUCCUGACAUGCCUCCUGACGACAGCAGUUUUCUUUAUUCAAUGGCUAAUAAAUGCACAUUUGUUGACUACCCAACAAAGGUUGCCUUAAGGAACGCAAAUUCCUAUCAAGCCUUUGUAAAUAUUUUAAAGGACUGGAUUCAGGAGACUUGUAAUGACAACAAACCUCAGAAGAGAAUAUCAGAGAUAGUUAAGAAUGAAGGCAAAGUAAGAUUUAUGGGGAAGUGCUACAAAUGUGGAAAUACAGGUCAUACUAUGAGAGAAUGCAGAAGUAAUAGGAAAGGCAACAAUGACAGAGCUUUUUUUCCAAGAAAACAGCAGCAAAAGCAAGGAUUAGAUAAUGCAGCUGAUGGAGUAUCUCAGCCUCCUGAAGCUACAUUGUACGGUCCACUUUUGAAAGAAAUCAGAAGGAUAGGAAAAGCAAUAGCGGAGUUGCCAGAGGAAUUUAAGGCCCCACCACCAACAAAUCCUUAUGUAAAACCAUAG
Bufo gargarizans (Asiatic toad) is the source of this 1608-nucleotide messenger RNA. RefSeq names its product posterior protein-like. Gene Ontology annotation, molecular function: nucleic acid binding; zinc ion binding. Lineage: Eukaryota; Metazoa; Chordata; Amphibia; Anura; Bufonidae. Bases 1 to 1608 code for a protein of 535 amino acids. The record is from RefSeq and is a predicted model, not a curated record. The transcript has 2 exons.